Molecule: messenger RNA, 1008 nt
Organism: Harpegnathos saltator (Jerdon's jumping ant)
Lineage: Eukaryota; Metazoa; Arthropoda; Insecta; Hymenoptera; Formicidae
Product: protein KTI12 homolog
Exons: 6
Coding region: 159-992 (277 amino acids)
Source: RefSeq, a predicted model, not a curated record
CGCCCAUUCCCAGUGCGAAAAAUCGGUAUCGCCGAAAACGCCGUGUUGGCCGCUCUCAGCUUCCUCUCUGGUAGUAUGCAGCUUAUGUAUAAUAAUGGCCAUAGCAGAAUAAUGUGAAUUUACCAUUGGAACUUUUUGCAUGGCUUUAUUAUAUUAAAAUGCCUCUCAUAGUGAUAACGGGUAAUCCGUGUAGCGGAAAAACAACAAGGAGCCUCGAAAUAAAAGACUACUUUGAGAAGAAAUUAAAGGCCACUGGACAAAGUAUAGAAAUAAUUAGCGAAUCUGAUGCAAUAGUCACAGCUGGUUAUGAUAAAAAUGUGUUCUACGCUGAUUCAAAAAAGGAGAAGACUGUCAGAAGCGCCAUGAAGUCAGAUAUUCAACGUAAACUUGACAUACAUAAUCUACUAAUAUUUGAUGGUAGCAAUUACAUCAAAGGAUACCGAUAUGAGAUAUACUGCAUGACAAAAUUGUAUAAGACUCCUCAAUGCACCAUUUAUUGUGAUAUACCAAUUGAACAUGCUUGGAUGUUAAAUGACAAACGAAUAGAAUCUGACCGAUACAGCAGAGGAAUUUUUGAUGCACUUGUUGCAAGAUACGAAGCACCAGAUGGUAAAAAUCGAUGGGAUGCUCCACUCUUUGCUAUUACACCGGAAGACGAAUUGAUAGGCGACGAUAUUUACAAGUCGCUCUACAAAGUGAAAGCGCCGAAACCAAAUCUCAGUACCCAAUGUCCACCAUUAGCAUCUACGAAUUAUCUGUAUGAAUUGGAUGCAAUAACACAAGAUGUAAUAAACGCGAUAUUGUCAGCGAAACAAUUGGGAAUCGACAACGAUAUAAAGAUACCGGGUUGUAAUGUGAUAGUGCGUAAUUCUUCCACACCUGCGCAUCUCUUAAGAUUACGCAGACAGUUUUUAACCUAUAGUAAAAUGCAACAGAGCGGCAUUGAUCAGAUCGCUGCGCUAUUCGUACAAUAUCUUAAUAAAAACUUAUAGCAAGGUGGAAAAUGUA